Molecule: messenger RNA, 1263 nt
Organism: Piliocolobus tephrosceles (Ugandan red Colobus)
Lineage: Eukaryota; Metazoa; Chordata; Mammalia; Primates; Cercopithecidae
Gene: SEM1
Product: SEM1 26S proteasome subunit
Exons: 3
Coding region: 132-401 (89 amino acids)
Biological process (GO): mRNA export from nucleus; double-strand break repair via homologous recombination; proteasome assembly
Cellular component (GO): proteasome complex; proteasome regulatory particle, lid subcomplex
Source: RefSeq, a predicted model, not a curated record
GUAGUUCCUUCCCCGAGUCUCUAUGGUAGCGUCAGCCUCGGAGGCGGCAGUGACGGUGGCGUUUCCUUGAGGAAGAGUGAGGGUUCUAACUUUCCUGCUGAUCUGGGAGGUGGUCGGCGCGGAGGGUCGAGAUGUCAGAGAAAAAGCAACCCGUAGACUUAGGUCUCUUAGAGGAAGACGACGAGUUUGAAGAGUUCCCGGCCGAAGACUGGGCUGGCUUAGAUGAAGAUGAAGAUGCACAUGUCUGGGAGGAUAAUUGGGAUGAUGACAAUGUAGAGGAUGAUUUCUCUAAUCAGUUACGGGCAACUGUACUCUUGAUGAAAAAGGUCUAUGAAACCCCAUAUGGCUGCUAUAUUCUCCAUCAAAAGGGAAGGAUGUGCAGUGCUUUCCUCUGCUGUUAACAGAUCAUCAACCUGUAUGUGUUCAUGGCCCCACCUAACUGCAAAGAGCUGGGAUGCACAGGAGUGGAGAGCUAUUGUUGAGCACUAGUCAUGUGGAUAUGUGAACGGAGUCAGUGAGGAGGGAAUGGGGUGGUGCAACAGCAUUUCAGGCAGAGAGAGCAGCCUAGGUGAAGAAGUAGCCUGGGCGAAGGUCCAGCCUAGGCGAGACAGGAUUAUGGUUAGCAUACUGCAGUAUUGUUGGGUAGUAAGAGAUUAUGACACUUCCUGUAGCUACAUAACAGGGGCUUACUUGAAGGGUGACCCUAUUUAUUGUUUCAGUCACCAGAGUUCAGCAGAAAGUCAUGUCUUUCAUAUAAAAAGGAGAUCAGGCACAGUGGCUCAUGCCUGUAAUCCCAGCACAUUGGGAGGCCAAGGCAGGUGGAUUACCUGAGGUCAUGAGUUUGAGACCAGCCUGGCCAACAUGGUGAAACCCUGUUUCUACUAAAAAUAUAAAAAUUGGCCAGACAUGGUGGUGCAUGCCUGUAGUCCCAGCUACUCGGGAGGCUGAGGCAGGAGAAUUGCUUGAACCUGGGAGGCGGAGGUUACAGUGAGCCGAGAUUGUGCCACUGCACCCCAGCCUGGGUGACAGAGCAAGAUUCUGUCUCAAAAAAAAAAAAAGAAUAAAAAUAAAAAAUAAAAAUAAAAAUUAGAAGAAAUGAUUUCCAUGUUUUAUUAGUUUAUUAACUAUCUGCCUCCUAAAAGACAGAUAACUAUUAAUAAUAAUUUCAUAUACUAUGUGUGAUAAAUAUAUGCAUUUUUUUCACUUAAUUCUAAGUAGUAUCAUUUUCCCCAUUUUACAGAUGAUAAAACAGAGAAAAACAGA